GAGUCAUACACACACACAUGCUGAAGUGAACCACAGCAAUGGGCUGCACUGGAAGAUCUGAAAUCUGAUCACACACAAUUUAUCUCUCUGAUUAUCUCUAGUACAUACCUCCGCCUGUCUAUAUAGACAGACACACAUACACAGAGAACAAGGCAGGAACAGUUUCAGCCAUACCAUCACCACCUAACAGAACACCUUAUCUCUUCUUGCUUCACACACACACACACACACACACACACACACACACACACAGAGAGAGAGAGAGAGAAAGAGAGAGAGAGACUCACAAAUCUCUUUCUCUCCUGGCUUCCCCGGAAGAUUCUGCUGGCUGUUUUUCAUGGAGAAAGUCCAAGGAGAAAUGGAGAUUGAGAGAUGGGAAAGAAACGAAGAGAUGUCAGACGCAGAGAAAAAGGUGAUUCAGGAGACAUGGAGCAGAGUGUACGCGAACUGCGAGGACGUUGGGGUCUCCAUACUGAUCAGGUUUUUUGUCAACUUUCCAUCUGCCAAGCAGUACUUCAGUCAAUUCAAGCACAUGGAGGACCCACUAGAGAUGGAAAGAAGUCUGCAGCUGCGUAAACAUGCCAGGAGGGUCAUGGGGGCCAUUAACAGUGUGGUGGAGAAUAUCUACGAUUCGGAAAAGGUCUCCUCCGUUCUAGCCUUGGUGGGCAAGGCACAUGCUGUCAAGCACAAAGUCGAACCAGUCUACUUUAAGAUUCUGACUGGUGUUAUGCUGGAAGUGCUUGCAAAAGAAUAUGCCAAUGAGUUCUCCGCUCCAGAGGUCCAGAGAGCCUGGGCCAAGAUGAGGAGCCUUAUCUACACUCACGUGACUGCCGUGUACAAGGAGGAACCCCCAGGUGACAGCAGUGGCAGCAGCAGCAGGAGCAGCAGCAAAGUGACAGAGCUCCUCCCACAGACCUGAAAUGCUGUUUCUCAAAGAGGAAUAAACUGGCACCGGAACAUGAUAGCACCCAAGAGAACUACAUCUGUCUCCUUUAAUUAUCCCGUGUACAUAUUAGCGAGGGGAAGUGCUUUAUGAUUUCUAUAGCUAAGGCCAGCAAAGUUAUAGAACACCAGGUGUGCACAAGCACUCUCCUUGAAGUAUAGACAGGCAAAUUUAAAUCACGUACACUGUGACGGGGGGAGGGAAUAUCUUUCAUUUCCCCAGGGGGAAAAAUAAACAUUCAAUAGAUCACGACUGUUACGGUUCAUACACGUUUAUAGCUCUGGAGACUUUUUGUCUGCCUUGCAGAGGGCAUUCCAUCAAAUAGCACUGAAUUUGUUUGUUUCCAUCUUUUGUACUAAGGUGAGAAUUUAAAGCUCUAGUAUUUGAACUCUGCAAGUACUUUUGUGCCCGUAUACCACUUACGAGUAAAUCUGUGCCCUUUGUUUGAUUCAAAACACUAGUGAUGUGUGCAUAAGUGCUUGCAGGAUCUAGGUCCAGAAUUGUAUCUGCAUGAUCCAUCCAGAGCCAUGUCCUUAAUGGAAUACAUUUGAUCACAGCACACCUAGCCUAGACCUUGAAAUCUUAACUAUGGGUCAAAUUCAAGUCUUGUCAUUCGUUUCUGCUUUUCUCUGCUGUUAACUCCUCUGGACUGGAGUUUCUCUAGAAUUAUAUCGACAGUGUUUCCAACUCUCACUGUUUUGUCGUGAGUCUUGUAUUAUCUAGUGCUUCUUCCCCCUUACAGAUCCGAACUCCAGGAGUCAUGAGAUUACAGGAGAGUCUUUCAAGGAGAUUUAGCCAAAGUUUGAAUAUGUAAAGUGAAUGCAACCAAAACCAAAAUGAUAUAUUAAAAGAAUAUAUUGAUACAUGCAUUUCUAGACAUCUCAUGAUGCCUAAGACAUUAUAAUGGUGUAUAUGUGUGUGCGUGUAUGUGUGUGUGUAAGAGAGAGAUAGAGAGAAAGAGAGUGUGUAAGGCUGAAUCAUGAUUUUUAGCCAAGCCUAUAUAUGUUGGCUCAGACUUAAGGCCCAUUUAGUUCCACAGGUCUCAAAAGUAAGUAUGCAUGGCAUGUGUCUUUGUUACACAUUUAGGCCAUUAACCCUACCCUGUGGACUUUUAUAACUGAGUAAUUCCCAUGGAAGGAAAUGUGAUUUAUGCAGGCUUAACUGUGCACAGGAUUACUGCUUCAGAGUUAGCAAUACUGCAUCAAGAUAGGCUCAGUGGGCUGUAUCCAACUGUGUCCUUCUAGCAGUAGAAAGGACCCCACUAGUGAAUCUUAUUCCCCCUUCUCCCUGAAUUCCCUUUGCCAGUCCCAAAGCUCAUACAGAAGGUUAGGGUACCCUCCAGAACGGAUAGGGGGCAUGAUAGGGGUUGCAAGGGGAGGAAGGGAAAAGACAUCUGCAUUACAUGAACAGAAACCAUUCACAUAAUGGUGGAUUUAGUUCAGAGUUGCAAUCUACUGUAAAUUAUUUUCCUUUUAAUUCACUAUGGUGAGAGUUAGAAGGAUGCUUACCUUUGAUGAAUUCCAGCAACUAGGCUUGCCACCUGACCAGGAAAAAAAACCACCUGGCUUGGUUCCUCCUAUACCUUUAGUAGAGACUUAAUCUGCACAACUCAGAAGGCCCAGAGUUUUAACCCAUGGUUUGUUGUUGGAUUAAAACACUGGGUUAUUUAAUCCUCUAUAACCCAGAGUGCUGGGUUCUGAUGUCACAACUAACAACCCAGGAAUGGAACAUUGCUGGGUUGUUCACAAACCCUAAUCAAAUGCACAUUAUUCAGCUAAAAUAAAGGUGCAUUGGCAGGUCACUUAAAAAAUAGCAUUGUUCAAAGGCUAUGAACUUGGUAGCUGAGAUCUGAAACGGAUCCAGAAUUAAACUAUGAUCAUAUGCCGUAAUCAAAAUGUACUUUAAAGUUCAUUUUCAAAGCAGAAGGAAAUAGUAUUUUUGGAAGAGAAAUAUACAGAUGCAGUAACUGAUUAGCCUUUGAAGCACUACUUCAGAAUUUAACUUUCCAGCCCCAUGAAUUUCAAUCCAUAACAAUCCCUCUUGGCUUCUCUUUCUCUCUCUCUCUCUCUCUUUUUAAUGGUGGUGGGGAGAGCCUGACUGUUAUAUUCCCAUACACAGAAAUCAACUCUGUCUAUAUAUAUAAUAUAUAUAUUUAUCUAGAGCUAUAUUCAUUUGAUUAAAGUGAUUUUAUUAUAAAUAAAUAAAAAAGAAACAGCCAAGUAAGAAUGAAAAACAGAAGCAAAAACACCGCAUAUGCAUCAUCUUGCCUGUUGUAAGCCAGAGAUGGGAAAUGAAAAGCAGCAGAAGGCAGCAUAGGUAGUUUAGAGCUCAUGCAAGCAGAGUGCAAGGAAACCAUAGGAUGUAGCUCUUUACUGACUCUCACACAUUCAACUCCAUUCCUUCCAAGCCUGUUCUAAACAGUAGGGUCCUUGAGGGCAGGAAGCUGUUUGUCAUUUGGAUUGUCUGUUAAACUGCCAUGCACACAAAAUGGCACUGUAUAAAAUAAUAAAUAUUAAUACAUAUGAUUUAACUGUGUAUUUUAUAAAAUAGGCUUUUGGUGCUAUGAAAUGUGAUUUGUGAAUGUUUUCCUCCCUUGUUGUACCAAAUCCUCUUGUUUACUAUCCAACGUACUGGUUGAUCCCUGCUGUAAUUUUCCUCUGUAUUAUUUGUAUGACUUAUGUAUGCUGCCAAUAUGCUGUCUUGUGGUUUUGUUUAAUCUUUAUACAUCUGUUCCUUGUUA
Molecule: messenger RNA, 3683 nt
Organism: Elgaria multicarinata webbii
Lineage: Eukaryota; Metazoa; Chordata; Lepidosauria; Squamata; Anguidae
Gene: CYGB
Product: cytoglobin
Exons: 4
Coding region: 338-919 (193 amino acids)
Biological process (GO): oxygen transport
Molecular function (GO): iron ion binding; oxidoreductase activity; heme binding
Source: RefSeq, a predicted model, not a curated record